This is a messenger RNA of Saccoglossus kowalevskii, 1332 nucleotides long. RefSeq lists its product as uncharacterized. NCBI's taxonomy places the organism in Eukaryota, Metazoa, Hemichordata, Enteropneusta, Harrimaniidae. The record is from RefSeq and is a predicted model, not a curated record. Gene Ontology annotation, molecular function: glycosyltransferase activity.
AUGCCAGGAGAAAAUAAAAAGCUCGAGAGAUGCUCGGCAUGGCAAGUUCUCUGUUCUAAAUUGAUUGUUAUAUAUAGCUAUUUAGAGGUGAAAGUAGCGAUAUUCAUCAUAGUUGUUUGGUUAAUUUUGACAAAAAGGAGUUGGAAGACGGCCUAUCAGUAUGACCCGCAUUUUGAAAUUCGUGACAAAAUACUUUCAAGAAAUCUCACAGACUGUUCUUUCAAAGUUGUUUCGAAAAAUUAUGGUAUGUGCAAGGAUGUAUUUCUCAGUACACAUUUGUGUAAGGGAUCUCGCACUGGAGGCGAAAAGUUGGACACUGUCAUGGGACAGAGCGAAGAAAUGGAAUAUUUUCAAUUUGAUAAAGGGUUUAUGAAUUUGGGAUGCUCUAAAAAAAAUAAACCUGCCAUUCCUAAUAUUGACAAAGAACAUGUGUUGUCCAGAUUAAAGGAAAGUAUUGCUGUAGUCCCUAUGGAAAUGACGAGAGAAGUUCUAAGUGAGACAUCAGCUAUUUUUGAAACCGUUGUGAUGGUCGAACGGCGAGAGUAUGUAAAUUUGUUUUACACAAUGUGUGAACUAUUCAACACGUUUAUUGCUUUUGAAAUGUUUCAUUUGAAUGAAAAUACAACUUCUGUGUUUCUUAUAGACGCCCAUCCCGAGGGCGCUCUUGAUGCGUUGUGGUACGAUAUAUUCAAACACGUGUAUCGAUUUGGACAUCAAAAAAACAAAACUAAUACUAUUUUUAUUGAAACUCUGAUAGUUUCAAACAUGGGAUGGUUUUCGCCGAUAAGAAUCCAGCCUGUAAAUAUUUUAUAUCUCGACAAAUUUCAGCAAAAUAUCUUGAGUUCGUAUGGACUUGACGAGUGUGCCAGCGUUCCCAAUUGUGAGAAAUUGCGAAUCAGAUUUCUUGCCAGACAUGACCGUAUCUAUCAUCCUCGUAGUAAAGGUAUUGGGCGCAGAACAUCGAAUGAACAGGAAUUAAUUGAAGUGUUAGAGGACGUGUUUCCAUACGAUGACAUAAAGGCGCUGAAUUUUGAUAGCAUACCAUUCUCAAAACAACUGUACGAAAUCAGACAUACUGAUAUAUUAAUCAGUAUGCACGGUGCUGCAUUGACACAUGUGCUGUUUAUGCCUCCUUAUUCUGCACUGCUAGAAAUAAGAAUUCCGGGAUUUUCUCAUGACGCUUUCGAGGCACUGGCGGCAGAAGCUAGGGUAUAUCACAAAGCAACGUAUAUAAACGCGUCAUCAGAUGAUAUUGAACUGCCUGUUAUACAAAUUGUCCAAGUUUUAAAGACAAUCAUCGAUAAAAUAUGCUCACGUGUAACAUGGAAGUGA